Molecule: messenger RNA, 471 nt
Organism: Pollicipes pollicipes
Lineage: Eukaryota; Metazoa; Arthropoda; Thecostraca; Pollicipedomorpha; Pollicipedidae
Product: translation initiation factor IF-2-like
Exons: 1
Coding region: 1-471 (156 amino acids)
Source: RefSeq, a predicted model, not a curated record
AUGAGUCGGACUCCGGUGGUCCCGGAGGUCCGGGAGGAGGACCCAUCGGAGCCGGAGGAGCCGGGCGGUGGCGGUCCCGGAGGUCCGGGAGGAGGACCCAUCGAGUCGGAUGAGUCGGACUCCGGGUGUCCCGGGGGUCCGGGAGGAGGGCCCAUGGAGCCGGAGGAGCCGGGCGGUGGUGGUCCCGGAGGUCCGGGAGGAGGACCCAUCGAGUCGGAUGAGUCGGACUCCGGUGGUCCCGGGGGUCCGGGAGGAGAACCCAUCGAGUCGGAUGAGUCGGACUCCGAUGGUCCCGGGGGUCCGGGGGGAGGGCCCAUUGAGUCGGAGGAUCCAGAGGAGCCGGACGGCGGCGGCGGUCCAGGAGGAGGACGGGGGCCUGGGGGACGUGGCCUUUGGGGACGGCCAGCCGUCACCGUCAGCACCACCAGCAGAAGACACAGUGUAAGAGCACGCAUGUUGCCCUGCGUGUGA